CACGCUCAAAGUAUCGGCAAAAGGCCCCUGCUUUGCUUUCUUUAAAAGAAAAACAACAUCAACAAAGUGCAAAGAACACGUAAUUAUUUAACGUGUCUACUUUAGAGCUUGCUUUAAUUUCAUGUUAUGGUAAUGAAGUGUUUACCUUGAUUUAACAACUGGUGGGUGUUCCCUUGGGGAGCGUGGAGUGGGCAGAGAAGUCAAAGAUCUCAUUUGGUUGCACUUUGGUCAUUCCUAUGCAAAGUUUGAAGUGUGUCCAAAGCAAGUCAGAGUUUGAUGAAAUCAUGUAAAGAAGUUACCUUUGGAGAGUCGUCUAGUCAAGAUAUGUAACAUAGUCAAGCCUUACUUAAACUGAAAUGAUGGCUGAUGAGAUUCCAGAAAGAGAUUUCCACUCGUCAACCGUGCCAACAGAUCUUACUAUAACUGAAUCAACGAUCUCAUCCAGCGAUGUGGUUAAUGCUGCUGGGCCAAAGUUUAUGGAACUAACCGGAAACAAAAGUUCAAGGGGGAGACAUGCUCACCAGACAAAGUUUGGGGAGCAAAGUGGUGCUGGUGAUAGACGUAGUUCUAUGAAAAACCGAAAUUUAGAAGAUAGAUACAAUGAUUUGUUACAAGAAGUAAAUGAAAUUCGAGUAACUCAAGUGACUCAGGUUUCAGCGUUAGAAUCUGAAUUAAAAUUAAAGUCGUAUGAAUUAAAGCAAUCACAGCAACAAAACAAAAGCUUGCAAAGUCAAUUAAAAACAAAUCUAAAAGAGAAGACGGAUGCUUGUGUUAAAGUCAAGUCUUUAACAGAAAAACUGAGCGCAUUAAGGAAGGUCUCUGAUCAAGAAAUUUGUAAUCUCAAUAUGUCACUUCACGAAAAAACUUUGAAGUUGGAAAUGUAUGAAAAAAUACAAACAAAAAUUGAUCACGUUUUAUUUCCUGAUUUGCCUGUUUCUGACACUGCAGUAAAUGAUACUGAUGUGGAAGGGAUUCUAUUCAACUUUGGAUAUGGGAAUAUCUCAGUUGAUGCGAAAUUGAGACUUCAACAAUCACUGGACUUGGCAAAACGAUUAUCCAGUGAAAGGGACCACCUCGAAAAGAACCGAGACGAUAUGCAGCUAAAACUCAAUGAGGUGGAAAAGAAGUACCACCAGUUGCUUAUAGAGUUGAAUCAUCUCAAGUUGUCGGACAAAUGCCAAAUGUCUGAGCUUCAAUCUGAGCUAAAAUUGAAAAAAUUCGAAUUAGAACGCCUUUCGAUUCUAUAUUCUGAAGUAAACGAAAAGUACAAAGACACGCUUCUUGAGAAGGAACGAUUAGCUGAAAAACUAGAUGUGCUAAGAGAGGAAUUUGCAAACUCCCAAUCCAGCUCUGCAGAAAAAAUAUCAUCUCUCACUGUACGACUACAAGAAAAAACUACUAGAUUAGAAACUUAUGAUAAAUUAGAAGCUGAAUUGGAUAAUGUCGUGGUUCAAGCUGCAACCUUACCUAAUGAAGAAGACGCUGAACAAAUUUUAGCCGCAUAUGGAUAUAGGUCCAGCAUUCCUUGUAAUUUAAAACGCAGAUUGGAGCAAAGUCUCAAACUGGCAAGGAGGGUUCUGGAGUUGGAGCACAUAAAUUCUGAACAGAAAAAAGAGCUGUUCGCUAAUCGGGACAGGAAUGUUAAUCUAAAGCAAGAACUCGACAUUUUAGAGGAAACACUUAAACUUUCCGGACAUCCUACAGCGGAAUUGCUUCAAGUUAUACAAAAACGAGACUUGAUAAUUGCGAAAUUGCAUGAAAAUAUUAAGCAACUGGAUCUCACAAUAACUAAAAUUACGUCCUCCAACAUGGAACUUCAAGGCAAGAUUAGCCAGUUGGAUGCUAAAUUGUCUGAAGCAACGAAACCUCGUACUUCAUGCAUAUACAAACGUUACACUGCCAACCAAAGUCAGUCAGUAAUUUCUAGUGGUCCCUAUCAAUCAUCCUCUGGAAGACGUGGGUUGAGCGUCUCCUUCAAAGGAGAUUCAGAUAGUCAAGGGGCUGUUUCUAGCCUUUCCAGGAUCUCAUUCUCAGAUACUCCUUCUUCGUCCGCUUCUUUGAUUAAUAUCAAGAAACCAUUGUCGUUUUCAAAAUUGAGAUUUGAAGAAUAAUUUUUUUCAUACAUUUAUAAAAGCUUUUAUAUUUAAUACUUUUUAUAUUGUACAUCAUUUGAUUGUUCGUAUCCUAUCCUAAUCACCCACCAAAUUUAUCGUGUUCAAAAUGUUACCAUGUUAGAGUAGUAUAAAAUGGGAAAUAAGAUCUAAUUUGUUUAUUGUGGAUUGCAUA
Messenger RNA from Folsomia candida, 2286 nucleotides. RefSeq names its product progesterone-induced-blocking factor 1. Gene Ontology annotation, cellular component: centriolar satellite. The coding region runs from base 357 to 2111 and encodes 584 amino acids. NCBI's taxonomy places the organism in Eukaryota, Metazoa, Arthropoda, Collembola, Entomobryomorpha, Isotomidae. The transcript has 11 exons. The record is from RefSeq and is a predicted model, not a curated record. Gene Ontology annotation, biological process: cilium assembly.